UGCAGGCAGUGCCAGGCUCCAAUCCCCUCCCUGCUCCUCUCGCAGGCAACCCACGAGAACGAUCUGGAAUAUUGCAGAGCACAGCCAGGAAUCCAUGGCACAUACAGCACAAAGGACUGCAGUGAACGCCAUAGGAUAUAGCGACAUUUACUAUGUAACCUGGAUGUCUCCUGGAGUCAUUUUACUAUUUGUGUAGCUGGAAGUAAAAAGCAGAAUGUAUGACAACAUGUCCACGAUGGUGUUUCUGAAGGAAGAUAAGUUGGAGAAACUCUCACAGGAUGAGAUCAUUUCAAAGACCAAACAGGUGAUCCAAGGCCUGGAGGCCUUGAAGAAUGAGCACAACUCCAUCCUGCAGAGUCUCCUGGAGACCUUGAAGUGUCUGAAGAAAGAUGACGAGAGUAACUUGGUGGAAGAGAAGUCCAUCAUGAUCCGAAAGUCUUUGGAAAUGCUGGAGCUGGGUCUCAGCGAAGCCCAGGUUAUGAUGGCCUUAUCGAACCACUUGAAUGCCGUGGAGUCGGAGAAGCAGAAGCUGAGGGCUCAAGUGAGGAGGCUGUGCCAGGAGAACCAGUGGUUGAGGGAUGAGCUUGCCAACACACAGCAGAAACUGCAAAGGAGUGAACAGUCUGUGGCCCAACUGGAGGAGGAGAAGAAACAUCUAGAGUUUAUGAAUCAGCUGAAAAAAUACGAUGAUGACAUUUCUCCAUCGGAUGAUAAGGACAGUGAUUCAUCUAAGGAGCCUCUUGAUGACCUCUUCCCUAAUGAUGACGACGACCAAGGACCUGGAAUACAACAACAGCACAGCAGCGCAGCAGCUGCCGCACAGCAAGGAGGCUAUGAGAUCCCUGCACGGUUAAGAACUCUUCACAAUCUUGUGAUUCAGUAUGCAUCCCAAGGGAGAUACGAGGUGGCCGUACCUCUCUGCAAGCAAGCCCUGGAAGACCUGGAGAAGACCUCAGGCCAUGAUCACCCUGAUGUCGCUACAAUGCUCAAUAUACUGGCUCUGGUGUACAGGGAUCAGAACAAAUACAAAGAUGCUGCCAAUCUAUUAAACGAUGCCCUGGCCAUCCGAGAAAAGACUUUGGGAAAAGAUCACCCUGCGGUUGCAGCCACUCUCAAUAACCUAGCUGUGCUCUAUGGGAAGAGGGGGAAGUACAAAGAAGCAGAACCAUUAUGUAAGAGGGCCCUGGAGAUUCGGGAAAAGGUAUUGGGUAAGGACCACCCAGACGUUGCUAAACAACUGAACAACUUGGCCUUACUGUGUCAGAACCAAGGCAAAUAUGAGGAAGUGGAAUACUAUUACCAGAGGGCAUUAGAGAUUUACCAGACCAAAUUGGGGCCAGAUGAUCCAAAUGUGGCAAAAACCAAGAACAACCUGGCUUCUUGCUAUCUGAAACAAGGCAAGUUCAAGCAAGCUGAGACUUUGUACAAAGAAAUCUUGACAAGAGCACAUGAAAGGGAGUUUGGAUCAGUUGACGAUGAGAACAAACCUAUCUGGAUGCACGCCGAAGAAAGAGAAAAGUUCAAAGGUAAACAGAAGGAUGGCACAUUCGGAGAGUAUGGAGGCUGGUAUAAAGCAUGCAAAGUUGACAGUCCCACAGUGACCACUACCCUGAAAAACCUUGGAGCACUUUACAGACGUCAGGGCAAGUUUGAAGCUGCAGAAACACUAGAGGAGGCGGCGAUGAGGUCACGGAAACAGGGUCCUGUCUCACAGGGACUAGACAAUGUCCACAAGCAGCGAGUGGCUGAAGUGUUAAAUGACCCAGAAAGCAUUGAGAAGAGGAGAAGCCGGGAGAGCCUUGACGUGGUAAAGUACGAGAGCGGUCCAGACGGAGGGGAGGAAGUGAGUAUGAGCGUAGAGUGGAACGGGGACGGCACUGGAUCUUUAAGACGCAGCGGGUCCUUUAGCAAACUCCGCGCUUCCAUAAGACGCAGCAGUGAGAAGCUGGUCAGGAAGCUGAAAGGAGGCAGUUCACGAGAUGGUGAACCAAAGAAUCCUGGCAUGAAGCGUGCCAGUUCUCUGAAUGUUCUUAACACGGGUGGCAAGGCUGCUGAGGACCAUCUGCAAGAACGAAAUAAUUGUCUAACAGACUCGAGAGGUUUGAGUGCUAGUCACACUGACUUGGCUCAUUAAGGUUCAUGCAGAGCGACUAGCUAGAACGCCUUUCAUCGAAGACGCACUGAGACACUCUAAAACUUAUAAAGCCGGCUUGUUUGUGUUUUGAAUACAGGUUGAACUUUUUACUUUCCUAAAAGGGUAAAAGAAGAAGAUAGAUUUUUAAAUUAGUGUAACUAGUUUUUUUUUUUUAAAUGGAACAUUUUAUUUAUAGAUGUGUAUGUAUAUAUCAAUUGCUGCUUGCACCAUUGUCCGUAGAAAUGUAAUAUAUACCUUACAGAAUAAGUGGGUCACUGUUACACCAGCCAGACAAAGGGCGGAGAACGGGUUACUGGUAACUUCGUAAAUUGAAAUGGACUAAAUGCGUGAAGAGCACUGGAGACACAAAAAAAAUGUCUAUAGAUAUUUAUUUGCAUGUUUUACAUAAAAGGAGUUUUACGCAACUCUCAAAAUUCAUAAUUAUUGUGUAAAGGAGAAAAAUAACUGUGAGCUUGCUGACUUGCAAAAAUGCUAGUUGCCAGGCUGGUAUACCAACAUUUGGCUUUGCGUCGCUGAACUGGAACAGGUAUAAAGAUUAAGGAAGUCAGAAUUCUUUCUCUGCAUACAUGUCCUAGGUUAAUGGCUUAGAAAGCACUGCAUCAUCAUGACAACCAAGCUUCUAUCUUGAGUGAUGGCGAACACAUUUCUGUUGUGACAGGUUUUCUUUAAAGCCCACUUAAGGUCACCAGGAUAGACGUAGUGCGAUGGUGAUUGUAAAUAAUGACCUCAGUUUUCCUAGUCUUGCUUCUAAUUUAUUGUGCCAGCAUUUGUGCAUGGCAUCGAAUUGGGACUGUGCGGUAUAAUGGACACCAAAGUUAGUAACAGUAGGCAUCAGACACACCCUCUCCCCUUCUCUGCAAAACUGUGUAAGAAGACUUGUGCAGAGGGGUGUGCCCUAUUGGUAUUCAGCAGGGGUCUCCAAACUUUAGAAAAACAAAGGGCCGGUUUAUGGUCUUUCAGGAUUAGGGGGGCUGGACUGUGGCCACUGGGCAUAGAAAAGUUCCUGAUGUCCGUAGGAAAAACAAUGCCCCAACUUUGGAGUCAUUGGAAGGAAUUGCGCCCCAUUGUUGGUGUCAUUGGGAGGAAUUUGGCAUCAUUGGAAGAAUUUGGACCCCAUCAUUGGUGUCGUUGGGAGGGAUUGUGUCCCUUGAUUUGUUUCAGUAAGGGGAAUUAUGCCCUACUGUUGGUAUCCGUGGAUGAAAAAGUACCCCAAAGGCUGGAUAAAGCAAGCACCUGGGCCGCAGUUUGGAGACCACUGGUAUAGAGCAUUGCAAUAUUAGGCAUUUUCACCUAGAGCUAAAGGUAUUUUAAGGCUUUUGCAAAGAUAAAUCGGUCACAAACCAUAACGCAUGGGGUACAGAGCUAUCAAAGUUUGUAAGACACCAGUUGGGCUUUAAAAAAAAUUCUGUCUUAAUGGAAUCCGUCAAGACUUUGGUCACCUGCCACGGGUGUGGAAUUGGGCCAGACAAGCAUUACUUGGUCUUCAUAGAAUGCAGUGCUGGAAUAUAACCCCACUUCCAGGAGUAGGACAAUGGGGGCAUUUGGUCAUAGAUGGGGUGCACCAGCUGAGGCAGGUGACUGUAAUGUGUAGUACACCCUUAUGGCUUCCUGCACUAAAUUAGGCAGGUAAGCUGUUGUUGCCAGACU
This is a messenger RNA of Rana temporaria (common frog), 3802 nucleotides long. RefSeq names its product kinesin light chain 1 (gene KLC1). The coding region runs from base 215 to 2134 and encodes 639 amino acids. Lineage: Eukaryota; Metazoa; Chordata; Amphibia; Anura; Ranidae. Gene Ontology annotation, biological process: axo-dendritic transport. The transcript is spliced from 16 exons. The record is from RefSeq and is a predicted model, not a curated record. Gene Ontology annotation, molecular function: kinesin binding. Gene Ontology annotation, cellular component: cytoplasm; kinesin complex; membrane-bounded organelle.